Chenopodium quinoa (quinoa) is the source of this 849-nucleotide messenger RNA. RefSeq lists its product as uncharacterized. NCBI's taxonomy places the organism in Eukaryota, Viridiplantae, Streptophyta, Magnoliopsida, Caryophyllales, Amaranthaceae. Gene Ontology annotation, molecular function: nucleic acid binding. The record is from RefSeq and is a predicted model, not a curated record. The transcript has a single exon. The coding region runs from base 1 to 849 and encodes 282 amino acids.
AUGUUUGAGGUAGCAUUGUCAAGAGCAGUUCAUGGACCAGAUGGUGAAUGUCUGUUUGAUGGAAAGUUAAGAUGUUUCCCAUUGACAAAAGUUAUUCCAGCAAAGCGAUCUAGCAUACAUAGAGUGGUUGGCACUUUGGAAACAAAACCAAUCAAGAAUAUUACACAAUCAGUUAUAAGAAAGUUAUUUAUUGAGCAAUUGCUUUCCUCAAUCAAGGCAAAUUGGCCAAUUGAUGCGGGUGAAACAAUUUGGGUUCAGCAAGAUAAUGCUACACCACAUUUGCAACUACAUGACAUUGAAUUCAGAAAUGCAGCAAACACAGAUGGUUUCAACAUACAUCUUAUAGCACAACCCCUAAACAGUCCGGACUUAAAUGUUCUCGACUUAGGGUUCUUUAAUGCUAUUCAAGCAUGUCAACAUCAACAAGCCCCUAGAAACGUAGACGAGCUAGUAAGUGCUGUCAAGUAUGCUUAUGAAAUUUUUGAGCCUCGUAAAGUAAAUCAUGUGUUUCUAAGCCUACAAUAUUGCAUGCUUGAGAUAAUGAUGGUGCAUGGUUCAAAUAAUUAUAUACAACCACAUCAUGCAAAGGAAAGGAUGGAAAGAGCAGGAAAUUUUCCAACUUACAUAGAAGUGCCAAUUCAGUUGCUAAAAGAAAGUAUGACGUAUUUGCUGCAACAACGCAUGAUUUUACAUGGAUUAACAACAACUAUUCAGCACACAGAUGAAAGGGCAAAGGCAAAAACAGAGCAUAUUCCAAGGGAAAGUUAUAUCUCAAUCGUGGAGGAAACGUCUAUGCAAGUUGAUGAAUUGGAAGGUAUGAUGCAGGGCAUGCACAUUUCCAGCACCUGA